This is a messenger RNA of Culex pipiens pallens (northern house mosquito), 7805 nucleotides long. It is a transcript of the gene fz2, whose product is annotated as frizzled-2. Gene Ontology annotation, molecular function: Wnt receptor activity; Wnt-protein binding. Gene Ontology annotation, cellular component: plasma membrane. Bases 1593 to 3551 code for a protein of 652 amino acids. The transcript is spliced from 3 exons. Gene Ontology annotation, biological process: non-canonical Wnt signaling pathway; canonical Wnt signaling pathway. NCBI's taxonomy places the organism in Eukaryota, Metazoa, Arthropoda, Insecta, Diptera, Culicidae. The record is from RefSeq and is a predicted model, not a curated record.
ACAGUCAGUUGAGUUUCGAACGUUAUCUGGGGUGGAUGCGAUAUUUACGGCUCUCUCGUUCGGCGUUUGUAGGAAAGUGUCCCCGGUGUUCUAUGUCGGUGGGCGCACAAGUGUAAACCUUUGGCCGCGGAUUAGGGACCGAUAAACGCGAUUGGGAGGAGGUUCUGGAAAGCGCAUACAAGAACACACGCGCGGAACUUGGCGAUGCAACGCUGAAGCACUUUGGUGAAACCGGUGAAGCGGCAGUGUGGAGAACAGAGGGAAAAAAUCGAAGAAUCGUAGAAGAGUGAGUGCUCUAGUUUUGGGUCGCGACGACGGGUGGCAUUGUUAUGUGAUUGAUUUGAAAGUGGAAUAAGCGACAUUCACCCUUCACCGUGUACACACGGUUGCGGAGAGUUCGACAGAGUACGCGACGUAAUGUCAACAAAGCACUGCGGGAAACGACGACGACGACGGCAGCAACGCCAGUAGUAAUUCGAGUCCGUCGGUCAAUUGGAGAGAAGAACCGUAGCGGGUCGUAGAAGAAGUGCGUGUGCUGAACUACCAAAAGUACGCGCAAGCCCUGUCAUCAGAGUGUGUGGAAGAGCAGAGGAACCUAGAAGAGCGCGGCAAAUUACAACCUUGUACCGAGUGUAUUUCCCAACUGGGAGUGAAGAAUCGGUCAUGCUGGAAUAAGUACGCCGUUCAGUGUUGUCUGUCUAUCGAGGAAGCUGCUAAUAUGCAAAACACAUGUGAUACCAACUGGAGCAGCAGCAGUAGAAGGAUUGCGACAGAAGCAAUCGCGACUCGCGAGUGUUUGAUGUGAGUUUUAUAGGAGUUCGCGCGAUAUCUCGACGUCGACAACACCGUGGUGAAGAGGUGGUGCUGACGGCUUCUCCUAUCGGGUCGUGAUAGGAGCAAACACCCCAUCCCACUCUCGUGAACGUAUUACGCGCGGGGGUAAAAACAACAGUUGUGUGUGAGAAUCGCACAUACGGUGCACACCAAAUACAAGUGCGCGCACACGCACGUGUUCAGAGUGGUGGUGUGUAAGUGCCCUGUUUUGGUGACAAACAAAAAGAAAAGCAGGGUGACAAGUUGUACAAAUUUGAGGAAGAACAGGAAAGCAGCAAGGAACGCGCAAGCGGAACGUUGACGCGGAGUUGGUGUACUACUACUAUUUGAGGCCGUUGAUCAGCAAACAAUGAGCUAAUCCGCCGGCGUCAACAGUACACACUCUCUCUCUUCCCUUACUUUCUCGUCUGAGCCUCUCUCAACCUCAAGAGUCGCACUAUCAAAGAACCCAGAGUGUGACUCUGCCAACUUUUCCCGAGCCGCGCGUCAAGAGUCGUCACACUCUUUCUACAAGCUUGCGACUCUGAUUUCGGGGUGAACAAGUUUGAUGCUGAAUUAAAUUUGUCCGCCCAAACUAAAGGACAUCGCCACACACACAUGUGUCACACCGGAGCAGGACCAGCGGCAGCGUCGAGAUGAAGAUAAUCUAAUUGAAAUUUUGCACCGCCACACCCGCCAUAAGAGGUUCAGCACACAUUUCGGCUCAUUUUCGGAACUGGAAAAUUAGAUUCGAAAGUACGUUAGGAAGCGCAGCAAACAUGACGAUUGGAGCGUUCAGUAAGCUGGCGGUGGUGCUGGUACUGCUGUGCAGUACCCGCGCCGACAGUAGCUAUUACGGCGGCGGAGCAGGUGUCAGUCCUGCGCCGCAUUUGCCGGCGAUCCCGAAGGAUCCGCACUCGCGGUGCGAGGAGAUUACGAUACCGAUGUGUCGCGGUAUCGGGUACAAUUUGACCUCGUUUCCGAACGAGAUGAACCACGAGACGCAGGAGGAGGCGGGACUGGAGGUGCACCAGUUUUGGCCGUUGGUCGAAAUUAAGUGCUCGCCGGACUUGAAGUUCUUCCUGUGCUCGAUGUACACGCCGAUUUGCAUCGAGGACUACCACAAGCCGUUGCCGGUUUGUAGAAGCGUUUGUGAGCGGGCACGAGCUGGGUGUGCGCCGAUCAUGCAGCAGUACAGCUUCAGCUGGCCGGAACGGAUGGCUUGUGAGAACUUGCCCGUUUCGGGGGAUAGUGACAAUCUGUGCAUGGAGCAACCGAGUGAGGACGACGGAAGUCAUUCGUCGUCGGGAGGAGGUGGAGGAGGCGGCGGUGGUGGAGGUCAUCAGAAGCCGACCCGCAAGCCUCACGGAGGAUCUGCCGCUGGGCAGAACAACAACAAAUGCAAGGGCAAGAAUUCAAAAAACUGCCAAAAUCCCCCAGGGGAAAGGGGAACAAAAGAGUGCAUGUGCCGGUGUCGGGAGCCACUGGUGACCCUGGGGAAGGAAAGUCUACUGCACAACAACCAAAGUGUCGAAAGGGUCGGCGACGUCCUAAACUGCGCGAUCCCGUGUCGGGGGGCGUUCUUCAGCCAGGAGGAAAAGGACUUCGCCGGGGUGUGGAUCGCGCUCUGGUCCGGCCUCUGCGGCAUAAGCACGCUAAUGACACUCACCACGUUCCUCAUCGACACCGAAAGGUUCAAGUAUCCUGAGCGGCCGAUCGUGUUCCUGUCGGCGUGCUACUUCAUCGUGUCAUGUGGAUAUCUCACGCGGCUCUUCCUCGGGCAGGACGAGAUCGCGUGCGACGGAAAGGGGAUCAAGUAUCCGGCGAUGGGCCAGAGCUCGUGCACGAUGGUGUUCAUCAUGAUCUACUUCUUCGGCAUGGCUUCCUCGAUCUGGUGGGUGAUUCUGUCGUUCACUUGGUUCCUCGCUGCUGGACUCAAGUGGGGCAACGAAGCCAUCUCGAAGCACUCCCAGUACUUCCACCUGGCGGCCUGGUUAAUCCCAACCGUCCAAACUGUAUCGGUCUUGCUGAGGCCAGCCGUUGACGGCGAUCCCGUUGCCGGAAUCUGCUACGUCGGCAACACAUCGGUUGAAAACCUCAAGAACUUCGUGCUGGCACCGCUCUUCGUCUACCUGCUCGUUGGAACGACCUUCCUGAUGGCCGGCUUCGUAUCCCUCUUCCGGAUCCGAUCGGUCAUCAAGCAGCAGGGCGGCAUCGGCGCCGGAUCCAAAGCAGACAAGCUGGAGAAGCUCAUGAUCCGGAUAGGAAUCUUCAGCGUGCUCUACACCGUCCCAGCAACGAUUGUGAUCGGCUGUCAUCUGUACGAAGCCAACUACUUCGAGGACUGGAUGACCGGCCUGACGUGCCCGUGCAAGGCACAAACCGGCAUCCGGCAGAAGCCACUCUACUCCGUGCUGAUGCUCAAGUACUUCAUGGCACUGGCCGUGGGCAUCACCUCGGGCGUGUGGAUCUGGUCCGGCAAGACGGUCGAGUCGUGGCGGCGGCUCUGGAGACGCCUGUUCGGCUCGCCCGACCCUACCGGUGCCGGCCAGGUUCUCAUUAAGCCCCGCCCCCCACUUCCACAGCCCUACGCGACGUCCGGCAUCGGAGUGCCCGGCUCCGCAGCAGCAUCCCUGCUCGCGACCCCCUACACGCACACCAUCGGCAGCGUGGCGUCCACUAGUCAUCACCAUCUGCACCACCACGUCCUCAAGCAGACCCCGCUCAGCCACGUAUGACCUGGAGACAUUGGCGGCGCUUCCACACUUACCGCCGGUUCCGGCGCCGGCUCGGUCGUUGACCCACGUGCCGUCUCCGUCGUUGUCACCCUGCCCGGACCCCAGCCAGGCCAAGCCCUGAGCGACUACGGUCCGAUAUAGUUGACAACGCGGCCCACGACGGCACGAUGGUUCCCGGCCAGCAGCAACGCCAGCGACCAGCUGUAAGCGAAAGCGCGAAAACAGGGAGAGGGACACACACACACACAUACACAUGUAACUGUAUAGAGAGCAAGUCAUCAUUCGUAGCGAGCUAGGUUCAGUGUCCAUUUUUUAAGGAGUGUGUACUGUAGAUGUCAUCGUUAUUUCCGUGUAGGUCAAGAGCGCAAACACAUACACACACUCAGCUGUACACACAUUUCUACAAAAUGCGUUUUUUUUUAGGUUAGGUCAAAUCACUCGUACUGCUCCCUCCCCCUGUCGCCAUACUGUCUCUCUCUAACACUAACAAACUAAUACUUACUAUCAUCUUUUUACGAAACAACAAACAAAGAAACGCUCCUACUACAAGCUCUAACCACUUAAGGUACGAUGAAGCCGCUCUCUUUCUAGUCCAAAAUGUAAAAAUCAAACGAACGCGUGUGAGCGUUCGAAAACUCCAGCGGGAGAGAAACACAGUUUUUUAUACAACAAGUGUGAGAAGAAGGUAUUUUCUACAAGCUUUUAACAUCGCGCGACGACGAACUCAUCUGAAAAAAAAUCAUCUCAAACUUAAUAAUUGGUAUGUGGUAGGCAGUGUAAAAUUAGACUACGCAAAAUGGAGAUUUUUUACUCGGCGUGCAUCGUUUGACAGUUGCUUACCUGAAUGGUGAUCCACAUUGUCAAGGUACUUCAAGUUCCAGGCAAUCCAAAAUUACUCCAAUUUUAUCGAAACCUAACUCAGAGUUGAGUAAGUGAGGCGAAUGCCAGAUUUCAGUGAAUUUUACUCAAUUUUCUUUGAAUUCUGAGCGAAUUUUCACCCAAAUCUGACACUUGAAUCCAUUCUUUUUUGACGAAGUCUGUGCGAAAUUGGAUUUGACGUCACAGAGUUUAACAAAGUGACAAACUGUCAAGUGAGGCACGCCAACCAAAAAGAGUCUAUCAUGAAUCUUUCUAACUGUCCAACAUUGUGUCAUUUCCAAAGUAGUGAAUGUUUCGCAAAACUGUGACUGCAAACUUUUUAAAACCACCACCAGCAACCAGUAGUAAACCGAAAUGACAAUACAAUUCCAAAUCUGCAAAUAGUUUAAACAUCAUCCACGAAAUCGCACACAGAAGACAAAACCCGUAAAAAACACUGCCAAAAUCCAUUAAUUUCGGGUACUGCGGAAUUAAAGCGUCGGAACAAACCCCAUCCCAAAGCAAUUAACAAAAAAAAGGUGGGAAUAAAUCAGACUGCGAGCAAACACUCUCACAUAAAUCUAAAUUAAGCCGGAUUAGCUGGAUCGGUGCAAAAUUGUCAUUGCAAAAAAAGCGGGCAGAACAACGGAAAACAAGAACGAUUAUAUUUAAUAAAAAUGAGCGAGAGAGCGAAAGCAAAGAAACAAAAUCAGCGAAACAGAAAAGUAAUUAAAAACUCACACACACUCUUGCAGGUGCAUUUCAUGAAACUUUUAUACGUAAUUAGAAUUAAUUUACUCGUUUAAUGGCAUUAGGGCAAACUAGAUACCAAAAACCGAGAGGUGAAUUCAGCAGCAGCUAUAAAGCAGACGCGUUUGUGACAGGUUUUAAGAUGGCAAACUUUUGUAAUCUUCUUUUCGUCUUGUUUUCCGCGCAAAAAAAAAGGUUAGUUUUUAUGUUGACGAUCGGUUCAGUCUGGUUUAUGUCUUAGUUUUGUUAGUCUGAUUUUUAUGUGUUUUGUUUUGCACCGGAACAGGGGCAUGCUGAUGGAAGCGAUACGGCGCUACAUUCGUUGACGUUCCGGGAAUUCCGCCUGGAAUGUAGAGAGUGUAGUCGAACGUAUUUAUUGGAUCGAUUUGGGCGAAACGAUUGGAAAUUUACGCUACUAGCGUAACGGUUUGACGUUUGAGGUGUAGGAAAUGGUCAUUUGAUGUUUAUUUUUGGACCAAAAGUCCGUUUAAGUUUGUUUUUUUAGACACUUUGUGUCAGAUGUCAGACCUAAGGCAAGCUUCUUGAACAUACAAGAUGUUAUUUUAAUCAAUGAUUUUGACAGAUCAGAUUUGAUGUAUACCUUUAACAUUAACAAUGUAAACAAUGGUAAAGGCAAACAGCUGUCAAAAGCAGGGGUGGAAUGCAAUGUAAAUUGCUGAUCUUUUAGCAUGCUAAACAACGCUACUUCAAAACCACUGUUUAUGCUGAUUUUUUGACAGCUGAAGAUCCACCUUACCUUGAUGUGAUUUCGUUUUUUGACAGUUUGUCAAACGACAACUACCUUCCAAAAUAGAAUCCUUGCCAUUUGACGUUUGAAUUGCGUAAUCUCCCCAACAAUUCCGAGAGGUGCAACACUUCGUUUUUUGCGCAUUUUUACAAUAAAAAUUUAUGAAAAUGUGAUAUUUUAUGCAUCUUUCCAAAAGCAUGCCCCUUAUUUGCAUUUAAACCAUCAAACACACACCAUUAUUUUUGAGUUGUCAACCAUGUUUGUAGAAGAAAAAAAACCUUCGAUUUUAUUGCCAUAACUUCAGUUGAUGAAGCGAUUUUAAUAACUAAAAGUACACGUUUAAGCAUUGUUUAACGCGUGUAACCGCCACCUUACUGUAUAAAGAAAGCAUUACCCUGCCCAGCAUAGGACAACCCUAACUCUUAAAAAAACUACUUUUUUGUUUAUAUACUUUCCUGUUUUUGAAUAGUACUAGAAGAUCUACUGUAAUCGUGUGUACAUAUCAUAAUCCUAGCCUAAAAACAACAAGAUGAUCCACUUUGCAAACCGUCGUCUCUGCUCAAAUUAAAGUAUGUCCAGAAAGAAUGAUGAUUUCGACGUGCUGGAACAUGUGAUUUCGACAGAUUUACUCAAAGAAAAACAACAAGAUUGGGAGCAACUUCAUGAAGCAAACGAAGAUUCACCACGGAGGAAAAAAACUUAACCAAAGCUUAACCGCAUCAUUAUGCGCGAAACCUCCCCCAAAACAGUGAUUAUUCAAUUAGAGAACGUGAUUUUAAUUUCCCGAAAAUAGCGAAACCGUGCUUCUGGCUGAUUAUUUCGGGGCGCACACUAAUUUUGGCCGUGCAUCGGUCUUACCCCUCGCGUCCACUUCUAGAAGAGCAGAGCCCAAACUCAAAAUUGGAGAACCCCUCCGGAAGCAGCAGCGAAAUUGCCCGUAUAGACAAAGGAAAAACAGACGAAAUAACUUCCAAAUCACCAUAACGACUGCUCAAAUCCAUAAUUGAUAAAUUGCCGACAUAAAUUUGCCUCUGGAUUUUCUCGUUGGUUUCUUCAAUUUUGCCUCAUUUUGCUGUUCCCAAAGUCGCUUCUGCUUCUAAUUUUUCCGGGGCUGAAUCUGGCCAGCGAAACUGGCACGUCGAGUAAUUGUUGUAAAAAAAAAAACAAAAAUAAAAAAACGCAAGAAAUUUUAAACUAUUGCUCAGAGACGGCGGUUCCGACACAAAUGCGAAUAUAUAUAGAGAAAAAAAAAUGCUUACCCCCCAAAAGCAGUCAGAGACGAGAGUAUAUUGUAAAUAUAGUGACAAACUGUGUGAAUGGGAUCUUCCUCUCGCAAAAGAAAAAGAGAGAGCGAAAAAAGAUUAAGGGAUGAUGUGAAUGUUGAUUUCUGUGUAAAUUCUCCACUUUCUUGCUUUCCUUCCGUUGAACCACCUCUCGCGCGUCGCUUGAGACAAUUCGCAGCUAAACUCAUUCAUAAUUGUUGAAAUUGACCCUUCGCAAACAAAGAAGCAAACUCUCUUAUCGUCGUUAUCGCGCGCGAGCGAUUUAAUUUCCCUUAUCUCUCAUUGAACUUUCUGUUGGUAGCAGCUAUUUUUCCCCCAACCCUACCUACUUAACCCCCCUCUCGCCACCAUUUCCCCUCUAUACUGAUAUUUAUUUUGUUUUUUUCGAGAACGAAGCAAAAGAAAAAACCGAUGCUAGGUGAAACAGAAUAAAGCAAAAUGCAAAAUUGUGUGAAUGAAAUCUGGUUUUAACAGAUCCAUAGACUGUAUACGAAUAUUUUGAAUUAUAAAAUUAUUAUUGUAUUUGAGCAUAAUGUAUUGUAAUAAUCUUGCAAGUAGUAAGGUAACAACAAGCAAAACAAACAACUCGGUAAAUGUGUAAAGAAAAAAAAACAA